Messenger RNA from Penicillium manginii, 999 nucleotides. RefSeq lists its product as uncharacterized. Lineage: Eukaryota; Fungi; Ascomycota; Eurotiomycetes; Eurotiales; Aspergillaceae. The transcript is spliced from 3 exons. The record is from RefSeq and is a predicted model, not a curated record. Bases 1 to 999 code for a protein of 332 amino acids.
AUGACCACGAUGGGCAAUCGACUGCGACACCUUCGGAAAAGACGCAAUGAUACCAUAGCGAUCGACUUAUGCGAGGACGCAUUCAACACAACUCACUCUCGAACGACCGGGGAGGAGAUUUGCGGCUGGGUUUGGAUCCGAACGGGAUCGAGACUUAGUCCAGGGAUGCUUGAAAUUGUAUUCCGAGGUCGCUCCCGCGUUGAGAACAAUGCGAUUUUGCAACCAGUGCGCACAUAUCGACAAAGAAAUUUUCUUGAGAUGAAGCAGCCCAUUGAGAAGGAUGAUUUCACGCCAUACGACGCUCUGAAGAACGGGUUCCUCUAUAGGUUCCCAUUUACAUUCAUAGUACCUGGAAAGCUUCCGAUCCAUGCAUGCUGCCAUGAUGGGAAGUUUUGGAAUGCUCUAAAUUCGCAUUUGGUUCUCCCACCGUCCAUUGAAAGAUCGAGUGAUAACAAAAACAUGUCACGGUUCGAUGAUAUGUGCCCUGAAAAUAUCAACAUUGCCUAUGCCGUGGAGGCGACGGUUGCAAGUGAACGGGCAGGAGACUUUCGAUCGAAAGAACCGUGGAACUUCGCUUCGAAAAAGAUCACCAUAAUUCCAUUAUCCAAAAGAAUAGACUACUUGGAUUCUUUCGACGACCUCAUAUCGUCUCUGCCGCCUUCGAAAUUUUUCGCUGCACAGAAGAAACAAACCACGGAGCUCCAUCUUGAAUACGUAGCAGCGACAUCAGCCACUAUUUUUCUACCUCUUCAACAUAAUACCAAAGAUUACACGACCAUCAUACCUGUCAAGGUAACAUUUGAAUCGAAUCACGGUGGAGUACCGCCCAAAUUGAGUCGAAUCUCUCGGAAGCUGGUUGCCCAUACCACGGCGAAAGCCGUACCAUUCCGAGCCUCUGACUCUGGGCCUAUGUUUCUUCCGUUCAAUGGGAAACGUGCCCAUCCGCCAUUGAUGAAUCCGACUCUCUCACGGGCCCAGCAUGCAAUUCGGGUGACCUAA